AUGCCGUCUGAGGGAAUUGCUGCGUAUAACACUGCUCCUGGUUCUUCAUCUUCUGAUGAUGAGAUUGAACCUGAUAUUGAUGAUGGAGGUCCUUUUGUGACGCCAUUUUAUCACAUGGUUGAUUGCAAAAAGAUUGUCAACUAUGCGACAUCUGCAAUGAAAAUGCUCGGUGAAAAUAUGGGCAAAGAAAUUGUCUCAAGGAGGUGUUGCAUGCAAGGAAAGAAGAAGUCGAUGGCAAGGUCUUUUACAUUUUAUUGUUGA
Molecule: messenger RNA, 261 nt
Organism: Oldenlandia corymbosa var. corymbosa
Lineage: Eukaryota; Viridiplantae; Streptophyta; Magnoliopsida; Gentianales; Rubiaceae
Source: the annotation of a GenBank genome assembly